This is a messenger RNA of Suricata suricatta (meerkat), 2198 nucleotides long. RefSeq names its product POC1 centriolar protein A (gene POC1A). Bases 351 to 1574 code for a protein of 407 amino acids. The record is from RefSeq and is a predicted model, not a curated record. Gene Ontology annotation, biological process: cilium assembly. NCBI's taxonomy places the organism in Eukaryota, Metazoa, Chordata, Mammalia, Carnivora, Herpestidae. Gene Ontology annotation, molecular function: protein binding. The transcript is spliced from 11 exons. Gene Ontology annotation, cellular component: ciliary basal body; centriole.
GGCUCUGCUCGGCGUCUCGUGGACCGGCCUAUGGGCCGGUGGAGUGAACGCCACAUCCUGGGUUUUUUAACUUCCCAGGGGAUGAGUGACGGUGGACAGAGGUCUUUGGCGACGGCGGCGUGAGCUGCCUGACCUAUAGGCGCUGCGCGCGGAGACCGUGGAACCAGCCACACAGCUCUGCUUCCGGCCGGGGACCAGAAGCCGAGGCGCUGCGUCUCCUUUAAUCGUCGUGGGCGGGGCGUGGCAACACGACCCGCGUUGCUAUUGGCGGCGGUUGGGGGCGCGGAAACUGAACCUGCUGCAACGGCCGACGCUGCCUCGUCCGGCGCCUUGGGCACUCCCGGCCCGCCAUGGCUGCGCCUUGCCUGGAGGACCCCUCGCUGGAGAGGCAUUUUAAGGGCCACCGAGAUGCAGUUACCUGUGUGGACUUCAGUCUCAACACGAAGCAGCUCGCCAGUGGCUCCAUGGACUCAUGCCUCAUGAUCUGGCACAUGAAACCCCAGUCACGCGCCUACCGCUUUGCGGGCCACAAGGACGCCGUCACCUCUGUGAACUUCUCCCCUUCGGGACACCUUCUUGCCUCAGGCUCCCGAGACAAAACUGUCCGGAUUUGGAUACCCAACGUCAAAGGCGAGUCCACUGUGUUUCGGGCACACACGGCCACAGUGAGGAGCGUCCACUUCUGCAGUGAUGGCCAGUCUUUCGUGACAGCCUCCGACGACAAGACAGUUAAGGUGUGGUCGACUCAUCGCCAGAAAUUCCUGUUCUCCCUCAGCCAGCACAUCAACUGGGUCCGCUGUGCCAGGUUCUCUCCCGACGGGCGGCUCAUUGUGUCUGCCAGUGACGACAAGACAGUCAAACUGUGGGAUAAGACUACCCGGGAGUGUGUCCACUCUUACUGUGAGCAUGGCGGCUUUGUCACCUACGUGGACUUCCACCCCAGCGGCACGUGCAUUGCUGCCGCCGGUAUGGACAACACAGUGAAGGUGUGGGACGUGCGGACGCACCGGCUCUUGCAGCACUAUCAGCUGCACAGUGCAGCGGUGAAUGCACUCUCCUUCCACCCAUCUGGAAACUACCUGCUCACAGCCUCCAGCGACUCGACCCUGAAGAUCCUGGACCUCAUGGAGGGCCGACUGCUCUAUACUCUUCAUGGGCAUCAGGGUCCAGCCACUGCUGUUGCUUUUUCAAGAACGGGAGAGUAUUUUGCUUCUGGAGGUUCUGAUGAACAAGUGAUGGUUUGGAAGAGUAACUUUGAUGUUGCGGAUUAUGGAGAAGUCAUAAAAGUGCACCGGCCCCCAGCCACCCUGGCCACCUCCUCCGGGAAUCUGCCAGAAGUGGAUUACCCUGUCCCUGCAGGCAGAGGCAGGAGUCAGGAGUCAGUGCAGAGCCAGCCCCAGGAGCCCAUCAGCAUGCCCCAGACGCUGACCAGCACGCUGGAGCACAUCGUGGGCCAGCUGGACGUCCUCACCCAGACAGUCUCCAUCCUGGAGCAGCGGUUGACACUGACGGAGGACAAGUUGAAGCAGUGUCUGGAGAACCAGCAGCUAAUCAUGCAGAGAACAACACCGUGAUCAGGGGAGCAAGAAUCAAGAGCUCAGUCGAUUUUGGGGGACGGCAGGCUGGGGAUUGGUACUGUGGGACUUGGGUAAAUAAAUGAAGGGGAUUCCGCUCUAUGGGCACCACAUCCAUCCCUGAGCUCCAGAGAUGAUGCCCCUGUCUCUGCCCUCCACCUGCACUCUGCACCUGGAGGCGCUCCACCUGGCAGUGGAAGCCCCGUGGGCAGGGCCCACACGUGCAGAAUGGACUGUGUUUGGUUUAAUGUGAAGGAGUCACUUGGAAAUAUUCGCUACCUCAGAGUCCUAGUGAGCCCUAAGAUCGCAACUUCCCCCGCCUCCGGAAGAGCCCAUUCCUGGGCUUCGUCUGCCUUUCUGGCAUAUGACUGGCUCUUCCCACCCACAGCGAUGGACUACACAUUGGGUGGGUGAGCCAGGAGUUUUCUCGAAAUCUGACAAAAGGCCCAGUGAGGGCCCAUCGGAGGUUUGCCUGGGAACAAGCUCUCGGAGGGAGGUGGUAGCUUUGCAGUGGCCUUGAUUUCUGCCUCACGCAUGCUCACUGGGGCCUGGUGGCUUCCUCCUCUGUAUACAUGAGGGUGAAGGAAAUCUGAAAUUAAAUUGGCCUUUAUUGAGCUUCUCAUA